Zalophus californianus (California sea lion) is the source of this 4757-nucleotide messenger RNA. RefSeq names its product PDZ domain containing ring finger 3 (gene PDZRN3). Gene Ontology annotation, cellular component: neuromuscular junction. Gene Ontology annotation, molecular function: protein binding; ubiquitin protein ligase activity; zinc ion binding. The record is from RefSeq and is a predicted model, not a curated record. The coding region runs from base 130 to 3339 and encodes 1069 amino acids. The transcript has 10 exons. Gene Ontology annotation, biological process: protein ubiquitination; neuromuscular junction development. NCBI's taxonomy places the organism in Eukaryota, Metazoa, Chordata, Mammalia, Carnivora, Otariidae.
AGCAAUUAGGCUCAGUCCGGGGAGAGCGAGCGAGCGAGCGGGCGGCGCAGCCGGCGUGUCUGGGCUGCCUCGCAGGGAGGGAGGGGGCGGCCGGCCGCCCGGCGGCGACCCCGGGCCCCGGCCGCCACCAUGGGCUUCGAGCUGGACCGCUUCGACGGCGACGUGGACCCGGACCUGAAGUGCGCACUGUGCCACAAGGUCUUGGAGGACCCGCUGACCACGCCGUGCGGCCACGUCUUCUGCGCCGGCUGCGUGUUGCCUUGGGUGGUGCAGGAGGGCAGCUGCCCGGCGCGCUGCCGCGGUCGCCUGUCGGCCAAGGAGCUCAACCACGUCCUGCCGCUCAAGCGCCUCAUCCUCAAGUUGGACAUCAAGUGCGCGCACGCGGCGCGCGGCUGCAGCCGGGUGGUCAAGCUGCAGCAGCUGCCCGAGCACCUUGAGCGCUGCGACUUCGCGCCCGCGCGGUGCCGCCACGCGGGCUGCGGCCAGGUGCUGCUGCGGCGCGACGUGGAGGCGCACAUGCGCGACGCGUGCGACGCGCGGCCGGUGGGCCGCUGCCAAGAGGGCUGCGGGCUGCCCCUGACGCACGGCGAGCAGCGCGCGGGCGGCCACUGCUGCGCGCGGGCCCUGCGGGCGCACAACGCGGCGCUGCAGGCCCGCCUGGGCGCGCUGCACAAGGCGCUCAAGAAGGAGGCGUUGCGCGCGGGCAAGCGCGAGAAGUCGCUGGUGGCGCAACUGGCCGCGGCGCAGCUGGAGCUGCAGAUGACCGCCCUGCGCUACCAAAAGAAGUUCACCGAGUACAGCGCGCGUCUCGACUCGCUCAGCCGCUGCGUGGCCGCGCCGCCCGGCGGCAAGGGUGAAGAAACCAAAAGUCUGACUCUUGUCCUCCAUCGGGACUCUGGUUCCCUGGGAUUCAAUAUUAUUGGUGGCCGGCCGUGUGUGGACAAUCAAGAUGGAUCAUCCACUGAAGGAAUCUUUGUAUCCAAAAUAGUUGACAGUGGGCCCGCAGCCAAGGACGGAGGCCUGCAAAUUCAUGACAGGAUUAUUGAGGUCAACGGUAAAGACUUAUCCAGAGCGACUCAUGACCAGGCUGUGGAAGCUUUCAAGACCGCCAAAGAGCCCAUUGUGGUACAGGUGUUGAGGAGAACGCCUCGGACCAAAAUGUUCACACCUCCGUCAGAGUCGCAGCUGGUGGACACAGGAACCCAAACCGACAUCACCUUCGAGCACAUCAUGGCCCUCACCAAGAUGUCCUCUCCCACCCCACCUGUGCUGGAUGCCUAUCUCCUGCCAGAGGAGCACCCCUCGGCCCACGAGUACUAUGAUCCCAGUGACUACAUUGGAGGCGUCCAUCAGGAAAUGGACAGGGAGGAACUGGAGUUGGAGGAAGUGGAUCUGUACAGAAUGAACAGCCAGGACAAGCUGGGCCUCACCGUGUGCUACCGGACUGAUGAUGAAGAUGACAUUGGGAUUUACAUAAGUGAGAUCGACCCUAACAGCAUCGCGGCCAAGGAUGGGCGCAUCCGAGAAGGAGACCGCAUUAUCCAGAUUAAUGGGAUAGAGGUACAGAACCGUGAAGAGGCUGUGGCUCUCCUAACCAGUGAAGAAAACAAGAACUUUUCCUUGCUGAUUGCUAGGCCCGAACUCCAGCUGGACGAGGGCUGGAUGGACGACGACCGAAACGACUUUCUGGACCACUUGCACAUGGACAUGCUAGAGGAGCAGCACCACCAGGCCAUGCAGUUCACUGCCAGCGUGCUGCAGCAGAAGAAGCAUGAAGAAGACGGGGGGACCACAGAUACAGCCACCAUCCUGUCCAACCAGCACGAGAAGGACAGCGGUGUGGGACGCACCGACGAGAGCACGCGCAAUGACGAGAGCUCGGAGCAAGAGAACAACGGGGACGACGCCACCGCGUCGUGCACCCCGCUGGCCGGGCAGAGGAAGCUCACGUGCAGCCAGGACACCCUGGGCAGCAGCGACCUGCCGUUCAGCAACGAGUCCUUCCUGUCGGCCGACUGUGCCGACGCCGACUACCUGGGCAUCCCCGUGGACGAGUGCGAGCGCUUCCGGGAGCUCCUGGAGCUCAAGUGCCAGGCCAAGAGUGGCAGCCCCUACAGCCUGUACUACGCCAGCAGCCCCCUAGACGCCAGCAAGAGCGACCCCGAGAGCGUGGACAAGGAGCUGGAGCUGCUGAACGAGGAGCUGCGCAGCAUCGAGCUGGAGUGCCUGAGCAUCGUGCGGGCACACAAGAUGCAGCAGCUCCGGGAGCAGUACCGCGAGUCGUGGAUGCUGCACAAUAGCGGCUUCCGCAACUACAACACCAGCAUUGAUGUCCGCAGGCACGAGCUGUCGGACAUCACCGAGCUCCCCGAGAAGUCCGACAAAGACAGCUCGAGCGCCUACAACACGGGCGAGAGCUGCCGCAGCACCCCGCUCACCCUGGAAAUGUCCCCCGACAACUCCCUGAGGAGAGUGGCAGAGGGCAGCAGCUGCGCGGGCAGCGAGGGGGCCGCGGGGAGCACGGAAGCCUAUGGGCCGGCCCCCAAGAACCUGCUCUCCAUCACCGAGGAUCCCGAGGUGGGCAGCGCCAGCUACAGCCCAACUCCUCCUCCUCCUCGAGAGCUGGAGGCCGGCCCGGCCCCGGAGAGCAGGGAGCGGAGGCCCAGCGACGACAGCGGGAGCCCGGGCCCCGGCCCCAAGCUCGGCGGCUCCUACCUGGCGCCCUUCCCGCACUCGCCCUACAAACACGCCCACAUCCCCGCACACGCGCAGCACUACCAGAGCUACAUGCAGCUGAUCCAGCAGAAGUCGGCCGUGGAGUAUGCGCAGAGCCAGAUGAGCCUGGUGAGCAUGUGCAAGGACCUGACCUCGGCCGGCCAGGCGGAAGCCAGGAUGGAGUGGAAAGUGAAGGUCCGCAGCGACGGCACGCGCUACAUCACCAAGCGGCCGGUGCGGGACCGCCUGCUGCGCGAGCGCGCGCUCAAGAUCCGCGAGGAGCGCAGCGGCAUGACCACCGACGACGACGCGGUGAGCGAGCUGAAGCUGGGGCGCUACUGGAGCAGAGAGGAGAGGAAGCAGCACGUGGUGAGGGCCAAGGAGCAGAAGCGCAGGCGCGAGUUCAUGAUGCAGAGCCGGCUGGAUUGCUUGAAGGAGCAGCAAGCCGCCGACGACAGGAAGGAGAUGAACAUCCUUGAACUGAGCCACAAAAAGAUGAUGAAGAAGAGGAACAAAAAGAUAUUUGACAAUUGGAUGACAAUCCAAGAACUCUUAACCCACGGCACAAAAUCACCAGAUGGCACGAGAGUAUACAAUUCCUUCUUAUCCGUGACUACUGUAUAAUUUUCACUUCUGCGUGGUGUACAUAAAAGAGAACGCUACCAUUGGGGUAGAAAUUCCUGCCUCGUUCAAUGCGGCAAGUUUUUGUAUAUAAGAUAAAUACGGUCAUCCUGUUUAUAGUCACAAUUGGCCAACGCUGCAACUCUGGGUGUCAAUAGCUCUCUUAGUUUUAAGUGGAGAAAAACCACCCUUAACUGUCUUGGAAGGCAAUAUUAACAAACAGAGCCUUUUUUCAAAUAGCAGUUGUACUUUUUUACUUGCUACCUUUUACAUAAAGUGUUUAAAUUUCAAAAAGAUCUUUUAUUAAGCAUACUUUCACAGAAUAAUUUGUUUAAACUAUAUUCAUAUAAAAAAGUUAAACACGUUUUUUCUGCCGAAAACACAAAUAGAACCCCCAGUGUGUAGUUUUAAUGGAACCCUAUUUUAUAAUGUUACUUUGUUGAAUGUGUUUCAUAUGGGUAACCAUUAAUAUAUAAUUUAGCUCAAGGCUUCAAUUCAAAACUCCCAAACUGUGUGGUUCAGGAUUUAAUACACAUAACCAAACCAGCAGUGUUUAGAGUUGGGAUACACACUUAAACAUUUUUUCUGGUUAAAGUUCCCAAGAUCGUAAAGGUUUUACCGGAAAGCAAAAUAUCAUGCAGCUUUAUGGAAGUUUAAAGCAUGUUUGCAAAUAUUGCAGCCCGAUGGAAGAAUUUGCAUGUACAGGAAAGUUGUGGAUGGAGGUGGUUUGUGGAAUUUUAAGUGCUCAUUGUAGUAAACCUUUGCUUUGUAGAUUUGAAGGGACAGAGUUUUACAAGCAAGCUCACGAAAUCAUGAUUAGUUACAAACAUUAAGUAAAAUGAAGUUAAAAUAAAUUAUUUUCUAUUUGACAUAUUUUGAAGUGAUUCCUCUUUUUUUUUUUUUUUUUUUUUUGCAGUGGUGCUUACAAAAUAAAAGCGUUUUGCAGUACUUCUUUUUUUCUACCAUUACAUUAUCUACUUCCUUGGGAAUAUUUGAGUCUUUCAGAUCAUCCAGUACCUUCAUUCUGCCCAGAACCCAAAGACAGACCUGUCACUGAAGAGGAAGGAAUCAAACUCACCAUUGAAUCCUGCAUUCUGACUGCUGUCUUGCAGAAAGCCUCAACCUGGCCCAGUUAUCCUGGAAGCAAGUAUGAGCAAGUUGAUCACUCAGGGUCGUGUUUACAAUGAAAUCUCUUUGGUUUAUUGCAACCAUUACUGUCUGCCGGUAAAACAACUCUGGGUGGCUAGACCCAACUUCCCAUUUCUGCAAACUAUCUCAUAUUUUCACAGAAUAACCUAGGUCACCAAAGUGAGUGGGUUUUAAAACUGGUAUCUUUCAGAAUCCCAACCAUCCCCAGGAUCUUAAAUAAUGAAUUUGCUACAAAUUGUUCCCAUGUUGACACCAACUGCAGCUGUAAGACU